AUGGAAGCCCGCAGAUGUGUCGGCACGCAACCCUCCUCGCUCCCUACCUCCUCUUUUCACUCCGUCUUUCCUUCCCCUCCCCUCACCGAGUUAGCCACCAUGGUUUCUGGCAGCGGAAUCAUCAAACAGACGGUGGUGGUGGAUGCGCGCCACCACAUGCUGGGCCGCCUCGCGUCGAUCGUCGCAAAGGAGCUUCUUAACGGACAACAUGUGGUGGUGGUGCGGUGCGAGGACAUCUGCCUGUCGGGCGGGCUGGUGCGGCAGAAGAUGAAGUACCUGCGCUUCCUGCGCAAGCGCAUGAACACCAAGCCCUCCAAGGGCCCCUUCCACUUCCGCGCGCCCUCCAAGAUCCUCUGGCGCACCAUCCGCGGUAUGAUCCCGCACAAGAUUCCGCGCGGAGCAGCGGCGCUGGACCGCCUGAAGGCGUUCGAGGGCAUCCCCGCGCCCUACGACAAGAUGAAGCGCCUCGUCAUUCCCGAUGCACUCAAGGUGCUGAGGUUGAAGCCUGGGCACAAGUACUGUCUGCUGGGCCACCUCUCGCAUGAAGUCGGCUGGCACUACUGGGAUGUUGUCAAGGAGCUGGAGGCGAAGCGCAAGGCAGAUGCGGCAGAGUAUUACAAGGAGAAGAAGGUGGCAAACAAGGCUCGUGGACAGGCCGAGAAGAGUGUGUUGGCAGCUGAUGCUGCCCUCACUGCUACCCUGGCUGAGGUCAGCUACAAGCCUGCAGCCUCAGCAUAA
This is a messenger RNA of Closterium sp. Naga37s-1, 738 nucleotides long. NCBI's taxonomy places the organism in Eukaryota, Viridiplantae, Streptophyta, Zygnematophyceae, Desmidiales, Closteriaceae. The record is from the annotation of a GenBank genome assembly.